This is a messenger RNA of Saprolegnia parasitica CBS 223.65, 2643 nucleotides long. RefSeq lists its product as hypothetical. The transcript has 5 exons. The record is from RefSeq and is a predicted model, not a curated record. Gene Ontology annotation, biological process: DNA integration; DNA recombination. Gene Ontology annotation, molecular function: DNA binding. NCBI's taxonomy places the organism in Eukaryota, Oomycota, Saprolegniomycetes, Saprolegniales, Saprolegniaceae. Bases 1 to 2643 code for a protein of 880 amino acids.
AUGCUCUGGCAUUUGCGUGCCGGACUCGACUUCGACGACCCCCAGCAGCGCUCACUCUGGGGGGCUACGCUCCUGGGCUUCUUCUUUCUCUGGCGGAAGUCCGAGUACCUCCACGAAGGAUCCAAGCCCGCGAAGCACGGUCUCUGCGUGAGAGACAUCCGCUUCACGACGGCAUGGGAAGAGGUAGCGACGUCCGAAGAUCAAGUGCACGAGGUCCACAUCAAGCUGACGAGCUCGAAGACGGACCAGCGGCGCGGCGGUGUGACCUUGCGGUUGUCCCGGUCCGGUAGCUUUUGGCUCUGCCCCAUCCCAGCGAUUUGGGAGCUGCGGCGCAUUGCGAUCGCCGCUGGGGCCAAGGCCGACGAAUCGCUCUGCACCACGCUCGCGCCGGACGGAACACGAGUCGCGAUCAACGAGAGCCAAGUCAAGGCACUCUUACGCGACACGGCGAGAAGGAUGGACAAGGACCCGUCAGCUUACUCCACCCACUCAUUGCGAAGUGGUGGAGCGACCGCACUCUUCAAGGGCGGCGCGACGGAUCUGGCCAUCCAGAAGUUUGGCCGAUGGCGCAGCGACGCGUUCAAGUCGUACGCACACAUCGACGACGUCGAAAUCGCUCAGCUGGCCGGCCGCAUUGCCUUUGGGGGAACCGCCUCACCUCACCCGAGCCCCAAGUCCAGCCUUGCAGCCUUUCGUCUCUCGAAGGUGCCGACGUUCGUCCACAAUGAAGACGACAAACUCGCCCCUGCCGUUCACGUCCGGAACGUCGAAGGCAAGGCUCUCCACGGUGACGGCUCAGUUUCCAUGCGCGUGGCGAUGUUUACCGACGCACUCGGCUCGAAAGAAAGUGCGUGGGUGUACCACCUCAUGAGCACGAAGAAGUUCGUCCCAGCGACGAUGACUGAGAAGGACUGGGACACGCUCGUCGACGAGUUCUACACGGAGUACAUCGGUGACAAGACGUACCGCGAGUCCAUGUACGAGAAGGUCACGCAGAAGGACGGCGAGCGCUUCACCGAGUACGUCAUGCGGGUGGCGCUAUGGGCCGCCGUGGCUGGCCAACAACUGGACGAAGAGCGCAAGAUCCGGAUCGUGGUACAAGGCGUUGUCGACCGACAGCUCCACGCCGCUCUGUGGCAGAUCAGCGAAGACUCGUUGUCGUGGGACGAGUUCGAGCCCAAGGCCAAGCGGCUCAUGGCGUCGGCCGACGCGCACGCACGGAAGACCAAGACUAAGCGGGCCAAGGCGUACCGCGUCGCCCAGGCGACAGCACCGAUGGACGUGAGCCUCCAAGUCAACGCCGCGCGGACUGGUGGACCGCCGUCGCACGGGAACGUGAUGCCGGCAGCAGCUCCCACGCCAUUCCCCGCGUCCGCGACGCCCGCGCCGUCCGCUCCCGGUCGCACGGUGCAAGGCUGUCACGUGUACGGCGAACCCGGACACUACCGCAGCAACUGCCCACAAGCCCAGCACCUCGCGUCGUGUGAUUUUCACGGUGCGCACAUUGGGCACACGUCGGAUGAUUGCAACGUCCUCAAGAACGCGCGCCGAUAUGCCGAGGCCAUGAUGCGGGCCCAGGCGGCGCAGCCCGCGGACAACACGGCUGGCACGUCACCUCUCGGAAGCCACUACCCCGUCGCCGGCGCCGCCACUGCGCGCACCGGGCACAACGAAGGAAGAAACCCGUCCACGGAUGCGGCGCUUGCUACAGCGCGUGACGAGGACGACGAAGGGCGCACACCACUCUCGGAAACACGGUCCGAGGAGUGCAGCAAAGAGGAGCCAACCCCGGUCGCGGUGCCGGCCGCGGCGAGCCGGGAGGACGAUGCCGUCUCGCCGUCGAAGGAUCCGGAAGGGGUUCCAUCACAGUGGGCCGGAGAUGACAUCCUCCAGACGCUCGUCACCGCACUCACACCGGAAGAGAUCGACAACGUGGGCAACGUCCAAGAGGUCGACGACAUGAGUACUGCGGACACGAUGGCAGAUGUCGAGUCCGGUGCGCCGACGGUCCACACGAUUGCGCCUGGUGAUCUCGAAGUCCAUCGCGUGCACUUUGAGCGGUGCGAACUCGUCGAGUCCGGAUACCCACAACUGCUCGUACCGGCGGUGUGCGAUGGCGAGCCGUCCAAGCUGCUCUUCGACACCGGCGCGAUGACCGUCAAGGGCGUUGGCGGUGGCCAUCUCGCCGUGCUCGGCCAAUGCCUCGUCACGAUCCAACUCGGCCAGUCGACGUUCGUGCAGCCGUUCGUGGUUUGUCCAGGACUCACCCACGAUGGCAUCCUGGGCAUGGAUUUCGUGCUGACGCACGGCGUGUCCAUGAUCUCACUGCGCGACGAGAUCACCCUCCAGCUCGCUCCGUCGGGAGCCGGGCAGGACCCAAGCCCGACCGAAAUUGAGGAGGCGGACGCGGGGAUGGUCGUCGUCGCAGCAAGCAACGUCGAAGUCCUCCAACACCAUCCACGCAGCACCCGCGAGCAAAGAUGGCGUGUCCGAUGCGAUGACGGCGUCCAACGUCGCGUGAGCGAGCAAGAAGUGCCCGAAGACAUGAUUACACGGUUCGUCAGCAAGGUAAACCAUGUUGACGAAGUCACGCAAGUCUAUCUCGACGACUUGCGUGACGGCCUAGCCGCUUCGGCGGAGUAG